Molecule: messenger RNA, 2009 nt
Organism: Hypomesus transpacificus
Lineage: Eukaryota; Metazoa; Chordata; Actinopteri; Osmeriformes; Osmeridae
Product: opsin-5-like
Exons: 6
Coding region: 391-1761 (456 amino acids)
Biological process (GO): visual perception; G protein-coupled receptor signaling pathway
Cellular component (GO): membrane
Molecular function (GO): G protein-coupled receptor activity
Source: RefSeq, a predicted model, not a curated record
ACGAGAGAGAGCGAGAGAGAGCGCGAGAGAGAGAGAUCAGCGAACAGCAUUUUCAAUGGGGUGAAUUUGAUAGUUUAACUCAGUGCAGGCGUCUGAAGAAAGAGAUGUUUGGCUGGAAAUGAUUGUUGAAUAAUUUCCAACAUCAUGGUGCAUGUCACGUAGAAAGAUACCUGACCAUAUGGGCGUGUAGCCGUGUACUUAAAUCGGAUGCGAUUGACAGUUGGCCGCGUGUCUUUCUUGUUUCUUGCAACUUCUUUUUAACUCUGCAGCUGAACCACGCUAAUCGAUGAGUCAUCAUCGAAGUUUAAUCAAACGCUCAGGCAACUUCCUUGGACUUUUAAAAACAACCCAGCACUAGAACAUCUGGAUCCAAGAAAACAUACUGACAAGAUGGGUGUGACCACUGAUGACAUCGCGUUCCGUUCCAACAUCCCAGUUGCGGCAGAUCUAACUGUGGCCGUAGUGUACGCUGUGUUUGGAGUCUGUUCUCUGCUCGGCAACAGCAUGCUGCUCUACGUCUCCUACAAGAAGAAACACCUGCUGAAGCCUGCAGAGUUUUUCAUCGUUAACCUGGCCGUCAGCGACAUGGGCCUUACGCUGUCCCUCUACCCCAUGGCUAUCACCUCCAGCAUCUACCACAGAUGGCUGUUUGGGAAGACAGUGUGUUUGAUCUACGCUUUCUGCGGUGUGCUGUUUGGCCUCUGUAGUCUGACCACUCUCACGUUGCUGAGCAUGGUGUGCUUUGUGAAAGUCUGCUGUCCCCACUACGGUAACCGGUUUAACCCAGUUCACGGCCGCCUGCUGGUAGCCUGUGCCUGGGUCUAUGCCCUGUUCUUCGCCUGCUCCCCUCUGGCCCGCUGGGGCGCGUACGGACCCGAGCCCUACGGGACCGCCUGCUGCAUCGACUGGCAUGUGUCCAACCGGCAGUCCAUGGCUCGCUCCUACACCCUGGCGCUCUUUGUGUUCUGCUAUAUUCUGCCCUGCUGCGUCAUUGUGGCGUCCUACACUGGCAUCCUGGUCACGGUGCGGGCAUCCCAGAAGGCCUUAGAGCAGCAUGUAUCCAGGCGAACGCACGUGAGCAACCUCCAGACCAUCAUCGUGAAGCUCAGCGUGGCCGUGUGCAUCGGCUUCUUUGCCGCGUGGAGCCCCUACGCCGUCGUGUCCAUGUGGGCGGCGUUUGGCCACAUCGAGAACAUCCCGCCCCUGGCGUUCGCCAUCCCCGCCAUGUUUGCCAAGUCCUCCACCAUCUACAACCCCAUCGUCUACCUCUUGCUCAGACCCAACUUCCGCCGGGUGAUGUGCCGGGACCUGGGGAGUCUCCGGCGGGCGUGCAUGCGGCGCUGCUUCUGCUCCCAGGGCCCUGAGAGGGUGUGCCCCUCCAAGCCCGUGGUGCGUCUCAGCCUCCGGACACUGGGCCUUCGCUCGGGCCAGUCUUGCUCCACCGACUACGCCCACGCUGCCCUGGCUGGCUCGAAAGGCUGCGUGCCCUGCAACAAGUGUGCCGACGCUUUCGAGUGCUUCAGGCACUACCCCAGGGUGUGCUGCGGUGCCAGCCCGCUGGGGAACGUCCUCCCCCCCCAGGACCAGACGGCCCUGGACAGCCCCCGGCCUCCGAGGCAGGCUGGGCAGAAACCACUGCAGCGAGACUGUCAGAAGAAGUCGCUGUGCGCCACUAUGCGUGGCAAAAGGACUUCUGAGAUCGACAAGCUCCAGAUCAGUUUGGAGAUGGUGCCAGGACAAGCCAAGAUAGCUUGGCCUUAGUAAUGCUAUACAUUCGCUUUUUUAGUUCUAUUUUUGACAUCACUGAAAGCAUUUUUUAAAAUAUUUUUUAUGGUGUAAUAUUUAUUCUAUUCAUUCCAGAUAUGUAUUUAUUUAUAAUGUAUAUAACCAGUGACUCAUUACUGGAAAUGACUUAGUAAAACCUGAGCUUCACCUCAGGGAAUCCCAGGGUCUUGAGCCAGUGGGGAACCAUACAGACACAAACACACAGACGUUAGGUGCGUUCGACU